This is a messenger RNA of Drosophila simulans, 1309 nucleotides long. It is a transcript of the gene Mtl, whose product is annotated as ras-related C3 botulinum toxin substrate 1. The coding region runs from base 329 to 916 and encodes 195 amino acids. Gene Ontology annotation, molecular function: GTPase activity; GTP binding. The record is from RefSeq and is a predicted model, not a curated record. The transcript is spliced from 5 exons. NCBI's taxonomy places the organism in Eukaryota, Metazoa, Arthropoda, Insecta, Diptera, Drosophilidae. Gene Ontology annotation, biological process: small GTPase-mediated signal transduction.
UCGCUGCGCUGUCAAAAAGGUGGGUGUGUGUUUGUGUGGAGUGGAAACAAAAAGGAAAAACACGAAAAUUAGUCGGGAGCGCUGCGUUUUGUCCCUCAAACAGAUAUUUAUAAGUAAAAGCCGCAGCGAAAUAGUGCGAAUCAAUUAUUUAAAUGCGCCGCAUGAGCCAGCGCCUCGAACGCAUAUCGGCAGCAGGAAAACGCACAGUGAUAUAAGCAAAGUACAAAACAGUCGCCGCCUGCCGACAGACAAAGAAAAAGGAUAGGAGGUGGUGAAAACGCACACAGACAGUACACAGCUAUCGGCACAGGCACACUCAGCACUCACGAUGUCAACCGGAAGGCCCAUAAAGUGUGUAGUCGUUGGUGACGGCACCGUCGGAAAGACCUGCAUGCUAAUCUCCUACACGACAGACUGCUUUCCCGGCGAAUAUGUGCCCACAGUCUUCGACAACUACUCGGCACCCAUGCAAGUGGACACAAUACAGGUCUCGCUGGGACUGUGGGAUACGGCGGGUCAGGAGGACUACGACCGCCUGAGACCGCUAUCCUACCCGCAGACAGACGUUUUCCUGAUAUGCUACAGCGUGGCGAGUCCCUCGUCCUUUGAGAACGUCACCUCGAAAUGGUAUCCGGAGAUAAAGCACCACUGCCCCGAUGCGCCCAUCAUUCUAGUUGGCACCAAAAUCGAUUUGCGCGAAGAUCGAGAGACACUCAGCGGCCUGGCAGAGCAGGGACUGACGCCGCUGAAGCGCGAGCAGGGCCAGAAGCUGGCAAACAAGAUACGCGCUGUGAAAUACAUGGAGUGCUCCGCCUUGACGCAGCGCGGCCUCAAGCCGGUGUUCGAGGAAGCAGUGCGCGCGGUGCUCAGACCAGAGCCGCUAAAGCGACGCCAGCGAAAGUGUUUAAUAAUGUAAAUAAGGUAGAAUGUUAUUGGCUUUGGCGAAGUAUAGAGAUUCCUCGGAAGCGACACGUACACCGGCACAAUGGCCACAACACAUUGACACAAACGCAGCGCCCUCAUCGACAAAUCAAUUACAUGUAUUUAUUUAUAAAAUUCUCCGUACUCUCGUAAAAGGCACCGAACCCGGAAAGAAACUCUAAACAAACGAUAAAUAUUGUACGAAAUUCUGUGAAUCGAAAUGUACUGCCAUCAAAAUUCGUAUGAAAUUUGUCUUUGUUUGGCUGUUUUUUUCUGCGGAUCGUUGCUGUCACACAUUUGGCAAACCACGAUUCCCUCCCGCAACAACUGAAAGAACAUUGUUAACAAAAUCGGAACCACAGAUAAAUCAUAAAUCUAAUGCACUACA